Struthio camelus australis is the source of this 3216-nucleotide messenger RNA. NCBI's taxonomy places the organism in Eukaryota, Metazoa, Chordata, Aves, Struthioniformes, Struthionidae. The record is from RefSeq and is a predicted model, not a curated record.
AUGGGUUAUUGCCGUUCGUGGGCUGUGCUGGGUGGGGAGAGGCAUGGGCUCAGCCUGCGCGGGCCAAUCAGGCCGGCGGCGGCUCCGGCCCGGCCUGACGCUGCCAAAGGGUUUGACCUUCGUGUGGCCGAGCGAGAAUCAUCCUCCCAGCGCUGCCCGCGCCGCUCCGGCAGCGAUAGACAAGGCUGUCUUGGCAUCGGGGAGCUCUGCUGUGUCCUCCUGCUUGUGGAAAGUACAGCGGUCCAAAAAGGACUUGUUACGCUUUUCACGGAUGAGUUGGGUCAUGUUUCCCACUGGAGAGCCAUCACAGCAGGAAGUCUGGCUGGCAUGGUUGCAACCAUAGUUACUUAUCCUACUGAUGUAAUUAAGACACGACUCAUUGUGCAGAACCGCCUGGAACCGUCUUACGAAGGGAUUUUUCAUGCUUUUUGCAAAAUUAGUCAUCAAGAAGGAUUUCUUGCACUCUACCGUGGUGUUUCACCAGCUAUAUUAGGUGCUAUCCCAUUUUCUGCUGGCUCAUUCUUUGUUUACAUCAGUCUGGACAAAAUCUGGCGAGAACCCAUAAUUCAUUUCACUCCUCUUCAAAACUUUAUAAAUGGCUGUGUAGCAGCUGGUGUGGCACAGACCCUUUCUUUCCCGUUUGAGACUGUAAAGAGGAAGAUGCAGGCACAGAGCCCUUGGCUUCCCCACUAUGGAGCAGUUGAUGUCCAUUUUACUGGCAUGACUGACUGUUUCCGGCAAACCGUGAAGAACAAAGGUGUGCUCGGACUUUGGAGCGGGCUCACACCCAGUCUGCUCAAGAUCGUCCCAUACUUCGGUGUAAUGUUUAGCACUUUCGAAUUCUGCAAGAGAAUCUGUCUGUACAGAAAUGGUUAUAUUGAGUCUCCUUUAAGUUACAAACUGACUCCUGGAGUGGAUCAGAGUUUACAGCCACAAGAACUGAGGGAAUUAAAGCUCCUCCGCAGAGAAAACUUUGAGCCAAGGAAAUCGGCUUUUGAAAACUGAGAUCAGAGUGUCCAUCGCAGAUAUGAUUGCCUUUCUUCAUGAACUUUGCAAGAAGGAUAUGCUGAACUUCAGGUACCAGCAUCUCAGAUUAUACGGUUUUAGUACUGAAAUGUCAGUGUUAGGAAUGAAUAAAUCUUGCGUCUCAUUUGCUGAAUGGAUACAAGCAAUAUGAAUAUCAAGUGUAUCUUGAAGAGGAGAAACGCAACUAGUUUGAAAACACUAUGUCAUUGGAACUUGACAUGAGCUUAUUUUAGGUGCUUUUCAAUGCUGAACAGUCUUUUUAGAUAAAGCCACUUGCAGAGAGCAAGAGAACUGAGAUGAGAGGACCAAUUGUGUCUUCAAAAUAUUAGAAAAAUUAAAAUACAUUUUUUGAAGUAGUUUGAGAUACGAUGUCAGCAGAAAAUUGUAAACAAACUGUAAUACACACAAUGUGUGGGCAUUUCUACUGAAAUCUGUUAGUGAUACCGUGUGGACAAGGCAUUCUGCAGAUGCAGAACUAGCCCCAGUUUCGUUCACGCUCCUGAAUCGAGUGUUCAGUUUUUGAGACUUACUUGAGAAUAAUAAUUUAGUAUAAGUCUUUGGCAUAGAGAUAAAAACGUGCUGCUGCAGCUGUGCUUUUGCUAAGAGAGAACUAUAGCAUGUGAAGUGAACUCCAAGACACUGGAAUGACAAUCUGAAAAACUUAAGUGCAUAUUAGAAAAUCUUUCCCCCUUUCUGCUGCACUGUAACUGCAUGUAGGUGAAUUAUUGCAGGUUCAAAAUAAUGUUUUUCCUUAAAUCCUCUAAGUGAAAUAUUUCCUGAAAAAUUCAGUUCUUAAAUGUGUUAGAUAUUUCGGAGCCGAGACCUUGUGAUGUUUUUUUUCAGUAUUCAUUCUUAAAGCUCUAUCUUUAUAUUAAGCUACUACUUAGUUCCUGUGGGCCGACGCAGGCCUAUCGUGCUGCUCCGACCUUGCCUGUGGAACGGCUCUGUGCACACUGUGCCGGUGAUUUUUCCACUUUAACUAUUGUGAUCUCGAAGUCACAGUUUAUUGCCUGUUUAAGUGCAGCUCAACAGUCUAGGGAGCUCUUGGGCAAAAAAAGGUCCUCUUGGUGUUAUUUUCUCCAGAAAGUACAAACUUUCUCUGUGCGCUGUUGCAGCCAGCUGCCUCUGCCAGAGCCUCCCUAGCUCCACACGUCCCCUCACUGCCCUGAGUCGCGUUCGGGCUCUGUUCGAUGAAGAGGACCUGAAUAUGAAUAGUGAUGCUGGCCUGUCCUCUCUGAAAGGGGGAAGUGGGGCUCGCAUGUGGAAAUUCAGAGAGGGCCAGAGGUAUCGCUUAGGUUCGUAUGUAGAAAUACAGCUUGGGAACCGCGUCAUUGUAGCGCCUUCUGCCAGAAAACCCUUAAAAUAAUGUGUCCACGUGGGCCCAUGUGGACCCUCUGUGGCAUGUCCCGGUGGCCCAAAGCUUGCUGCAGGCCCUUCUCCCCACCCCACUCUUUCUUAACAGAUUGCAGCAGCCCUGCUGGGUGGAAAUAAGUAAAUCCCAAGAACUGCUUGGUUAGGCCACCUCACAGCAAAAUGAGACAGUGGCAGAGCUACUGUGGGAGCAGCCUGUGACUGCGGAGAGAGGUUUGCAGAAGGAUUUGGGCCUAAUUGUAAAGGCUGACUUGCAUCUCACCCUCAGCGUUGAUACACCCUAUAGCUGAGGUCUUGCGGUAUCCCUGUAACAGGCUUGCUCAGUUCUGCUAUGCCGGCGCUUCAUGUUGGUUUUCUUCUCAGAGAGGAAUAUAGACAUUGAUAGCAAAAAUCAAGAUGGUAAAGAGCAGACCUUGUGGCUCAUGCAUCAUAUCGAGGCUGUAAGUACCACUGGCUCUUUCAUCAACCUGCUGUGCCUCAGUUUCCCUAUCUGCAGAUAAUAAUGCUGAGAUUUAUUUGGGAUGUGUGAAUAAGGAAACGUGACUCGGGUCACUACUGGAAUGAGUUGGGAAGGAACUGAUUUCUUAAAGGGUGUCCUUACCUGGUCCAAGCAUAUUCAUGUGUUUUACUAACAUUGUAUUUCUGUAAAGAACUUAAAGCGUUAGUGAUGGGCGCAUAUGAACGUUUGCUCAGCUCUUCAAAGCUGAUCAGAGUUAAGUGAGUUAAAAAGUUACCUCUAACUUGUUUCUGAUAUGCUAAUGACACCUUCUUUGUAUUGUAAUGUAUUCCUAAGACCUAUAAAUCACUUAUUAACCUUAA